Durusdinium trenchii is the source of this 1353-nucleotide messenger RNA. Lineage: Eukaryota; Dinophyceae; Suessiales; Symbiodiniaceae. The record is from the annotation of a GenBank genome assembly.
AUGCCUGGCGAUGAUGGCCUGGCCCAGAUGCGCCUGGGAUUUCGAAAGGCCCUGGCACGGCGGCUCUUCGAACUUGAAGGCGCUGGUGGCAGGUACAGCCCAGAGGAGCGGUCUGCCUUUGAGAAUGGCUACCGUGCAGCGGUGCAAGAUGUACUGGUGAUGGUUGGUGCUGGUCUCGCUGGGAUGGCCUUCCUCACGGUGUGCCUUUCCCCAAGCCUCUAUCAGAAGGUGCGCGAGAUGGUGCGGCCUUGGGUGGUGCGCCAGGUGGAGCUCGGCCGGCCAUUUGUGAUUUGGAUCCAGAAGUUCAGGCAUCCCUUGCUCGACCGAAUGCACUUGUUCGCCGCCAAUUCUUGUGGAGUACUCUUCUACAUCACCAUGCUCCCCUUGCUUUUUUGGGUAGGAGAACUGCAGCUGGCCAGGCAGGCGACCUCGUUCAUGGCGACCUGCAUUUACGUGGGGAAUGCCGUGAAGGACGCCAUCAGUGCUCCACGGCCGGACUGGAGCAAAGGAGUCCGCUUGGUCCGUGAUGGGGCUGGCGAUGGGUCGCAGACGGAUGAGAUGGAGUACGGCUUGCCCAGCACUCACACGAUCAACACGCUUUGCAUGUGGAGCUAUGUUUUCUACUACUACAGCAGCUCCUCCAGCUACGGCGAUGGCUUCUCGGUCUAUUUGCGGACAUUGAGGUCUCCGUGGCUGCUUUUGCUGUUCAUUCUGAACAUCACCUGGUGCUUGUUUAUGAUGCAUGGUCGUGUGUACUUGGGCAUGCACUCGCCCAUCGACAUUGUUGCCGGAUUGGUUUUGGCAGUUCUGUUGCUCCACGUUUACAUCCAAAUUGAUGAUUUCAUCGAUGCCUGGAUGACUGCAACAACUGCUUUCGUACCGGCCUACCAAUUGGCCUUUGCAUCCGUUCUUUGUUGGACUUACCCAAGGGGGUUGCAGAAGACGCCAUCUUACAACUAUGCAGUGUAUUUCACGGGCGUUUGCUUGGGUGUGGUUACUGGGGUUUGGCGUUGCCCGCAUCAUCACAGCGUGGAAGCUGCUGCACGGUUGCGGGAAGUUCGAGGCCCCUUUCCCAGCGUGAGCUUCUUCGUUUUCGGAGGGCGUCGCUUUUUGCUGGGCCUGGUGCUGGUGCUGCUCUUGCGGGCAGUGACCAAGGAGGUCCUGAAGAUCCUUGUCCCAGCAGUGUUGCGGCUUUUGAGCAUUCCGCACUCUGAUCAUGAGGCGCAAGAGAAGGCAAAAAAGAGCCCCAUUGGCUACAACGUCCUGACACCCAUCCGACUGCUGAACUAUGCGGCCGUGGGUUGGGCCGUGGUGGAGCCUUGCUUCGACCUCUUUCAGUGGCUUCACAUCUGA